UUAACCCACACCUGUUAUAUACACAAACAAAUCCUUUAACAUUUAUAUAUUUAUACAUCAUUGCGUUUUUCUUUUUCUUUUUCUUUUUCUUUUUUUUUUUUUUUUUUUUUUUUUUUUUUUUUUUUUUUCCUUUUGGGACAUCCUUCAAUUUCUUAUUAAUUUUCUUUUUAUGUCCGAAGACUCAGAAGCUACAGAACAGAGAACUUCUCUUAGACAGAAAUCAAAUUUUGGCUGAUUGAGUAUGGAAAUGUGUGGCUUGUUGGUGUCCGUAAGCAACCAAGUGGAGUGAAUUUUUGAACAUUUGGAGCUUAGUUUCUCCUGGGGAAAUAUGUACAUUGGUUUUUCAUGCUUACAACUCUUGGACUUGCAUAUUAGUUUUUUGAUUGGCGAAGUUCAAAUAUUCUAGUACAAGCAAAUUCCGGUGGUGGUAGAUGAAUAAGUUGUUACGGGUCAUACUUGUUUUCCUGAUGUUCAGACUUGAUUGGAGAAAGUUUUUUUUUGCUGGUGCUGUAAUUACACUAGUUGUGGUUGUAAUUCAAAUUCAUUCACUUCCUAAUCUGCUGACCGUAUGGAUGCUGUCCCCAGCAGCAACAUUCUCUUCAUAUGAGCCCUUGAAUAGUACCAUGCAUUUGGGUGAAAACCCUUCCUCGGGAAUGGUUCAACAGUUUGAGCCCAUUCUGGUUUCCCUCAGCAUUGCUAAAAAUAAGUCUGCUGAAGUAAAACAAGAUGAUGAAAAGAAUGAUGUGCCAAGGGCUGUAGUUACUCCUCUCGGUCCUCCUCCUCCUAGUAGAACCUUGCCCACUCGCUUGCUGAAAGACAUAAGGUCAUUGAACCCAGAAGAGGCACUUGUUUAUGCUAAAAAAGAGAUCCUGAAUGCCUCAAAUGUCGCUGAUGAUCCAGAUCUCUAUGCCCCUUUGUUCCGGAAUGUUUCAGCCUUUAAAAGGAGCUACGAGUUAAUGGAACUCAUACUCAAAGUUUACAUUUACAAAGAUGGAAGGAGACCUAUUUUCCAUUUCCCCUAUCUCCGUGGAAUUUAUUCGUCAGAAGGAUGGUUCAUGAAGUUCAUGAAGGAAAGUGAGCAGUUUGUGACGACGGACCCAGAAAAGGCUCACUUAUUCUAUUUGCCAUAUAGUGUGCGCCAGAUGAAGAGGGUUCUUUACGUGCCUGAAGCACGUAACAUUAAACCACUAGCAAUCUUCCUCAGGGACUAUGUAAACAUGCUUGCCACAAAGUAUCCUUUCUGGAACCGUACUCAUGGAUCGGAUCAUUUUCUAGUUGCUUGCCAUGAUUGGGGCUCGUACACAGUGACUGAGCAUAAAGAGCUAAGCACAAAUACCAUAAAAGUUCUCUGCAAUGCAGAUGUGUCCGAGAAAAUUUUUGUCGCUGGAAAGGAUGUUUCCCUAGCACAAACCACCAUAAGGCAUCCCAGAAGGCCUCUGCAUGGUCUUGGUGGAAGAAGAGUGUCACAGCGCCCAAUUCUCGCCUUCUUUGCUGGAAAGAUGCAUGGUAGGGUCCGUCCCAAACUUCUCAAGUACUGGCGUGGCAAAGAUAAAGAUAUGUGGAUUUCUGGGCCUCUACCCAGUAAAGUCCCCAGAAAAAUGUCUUAUGCUCAACAAAUGAAAUCAAGUAAAUAUUGCAUUUGCCCAAUGGGUUAUGAAGUAAAUAGCCCCAGGAUUGUGGAGGCUAUAUAUUUUGAAUGUGUCCCAGUGAUUAUAGCUGACAACUUUGUCCCUCCAUUAAAUGAAGUGCUAGAUUGGGACGCAUUGUCUGUGACUGUGGCCGAGCAGGAUAUACCCAAACUGAAGGAGAUUUUAUUGGCUAUCCCUAUGAAACGAUACCUUACCAUGAAAAAUAAUGUGAAGAUGGUGCAGAAGCAUUUCCUUUGGAACCCAAGUCCAAUCAGAUAUGAUUUGUUCCACAUGGUUUUGCAUUCAAUUUGGUAUAGCAGGCUGAGCCAGAUUGAAGUACCACAAUCAUCAUAAACUCUUGGGAUUCUUUUAGGUGGGUUCUAGUACAUGAAGUAUAGCUAAAUUUGAAUGUGGACCUGGUAGAAUUAGUCUAACUCGCAACAGCUCGUGCUUAUUCCAAGACUUGAGUGGCAUACCUCUUGUGAUUAUGGAGGAAUGAAACAACAGCUGUUGAACUGGGUUCUGGUUUGCUGUUCAGAAUCGUAGUACAUUGAGCUGAAAACAGGGUUGAAUAUUUGGUGGGAAAAUUGUGACAUCUAGAACGAGGAAUGGAACAUGCAAAUCAUGCAAUGGAGGUACUGCAUUAUUGGUAGUCUGAACUGCUACUGUUAAUGUUGUUUUGCCACAUGAUUACUUAAUAUAGUCAGCUUCGACCCCACUUGGCUUCAAAAAAUGUGUACUAAUAGAUUCUCUUUGCUUGUGCUGUGACCAACCAAAGGAUCCAUCAGGGUGACAAAGGAGCUGCUGCCACUUUACCGAUUAAGCAUAUCUGAAUAAUUUACCGCGUUUCUGUGAAAUGACAGCAGCAUUUUUGCACUAUGAUGCGUUAUUACCAUAAACUAGAUGAAACUGUAGAAAAGAUACUCCUACGAUGAGAAUUAUAUCUAUCGUUUGCCUUACACAAUGAUUAGACUGAAGCAAAAUAGUAAGAAAGUGACAAGGAAAAAUGCUGUUAGUCCCCAGGAAGAUUAACAUUUCAUGAUUCACCAUUUAUCCCACUCCCCCCCUAUGUUUAGCUUGCGAGAUCUUAGGUUUUAAAUUUUUUUUCUAAUCGCAGGUAGAAUGAGAAGUUCUGUAAUUUUUAUAAUGCCCCCGAGAUGACCGGGCAGUUCAACAAAUCCAAUUGUUUUGUAUUUUAAUAGAGACACAAAUGAAGGUUCAAUGUACCAGAUUUCUUUAUCUUGGCUGUCUCUAGAAGGUGAGUAUAGCCAAGAAUACAGAAUUGGAGUGAUUUCUUCGGAAUCUAUAACAUGAACACUUUGGUGUUCAUUACCAUCGUAUGAUUUUAAUGGCGGUCUUUUCAUAGAGACAAAUCCAGCUGUUUUUUCCUUUAUUUCGUGACUUCGAUGUUGACUUGGUAAUGGAGUCAACUACGUUGCUCUUGUUGUCAAUAAAGUGUGCCAUUUUACACAGACUCUGCUCAGUUCUUAGUGGACUCAAUUAUUAUCUUUGGCCAUGUUAAAUCAAAGUUGUUCUUAGGCAUUUUGUUGUAUAUGGAAGCUUGGUCCAGUACGACCUUGGUUGUAAAUGCUGCUUAGUUUUCGAACUAUAAUUGUGCCAAGAAAUUGAUGUCUAUGUACCAAUACUAAAAGAUUUAGUUGUUUUAGGCCUUUUAUCUUGGUAUUUGGCAAUCCAUGAUUGUUUAACUA
Cornus florida is the source of this 3337-nucleotide messenger RNA. Its product is annotated as probable glycosyltransferase At3g07620. The record is from RefSeq and is a predicted model, not a curated record. Gene Ontology annotation, molecular function: glycosyltransferase activity. NCBI's taxonomy places the organism in Eukaryota, Viridiplantae, Streptophyta, Magnoliopsida, Cornales, Cornaceae. The transcript is spliced from 4 exons. Bases 432 to 1982 code for a protein of 516 amino acids.